GCCCCGCAGUUCGAUUCAUUCCUGCCCUCGGUUUUGUUUAGUUUAUUACACCUGAGUAGUGCUUUUUCUCAGCAGUGUGCCAUCGCCGUCCACGAGGGCCAGAGAAGCGCCAGAAACAAGGGCACUAUGAACACCUUGGAUGGAGAGUCGAAUUUUUGGAAUAAUGCAUGUCUUUGCUGAUGGAUGUUUUGCAGAAGCUAACUCCGCAUUUUUGACUCACAGUCUACUUAAUUGGGAACCUCUUAUUUCAUUGAGCAAACAGGAACAGCUUUGAAGUUAUGCGAAACUUUUGACCUUUGCUAACUCUAUAAUCCCAGAAGUCGACAAGAGAUCUGCUCUGCAAAACCGCAAUGAUAUGGUUCACUUUGGAACACUCUCCAGAUAUGCCAAUAUGUGUAAGAUCAAGUACAGCUUUUCUCGGCUUUCCAUCUUCUUCAUACUUCUGAUGGGGACAUUUGCGUAUCUGCCGAAGAAAUCUACCCCUGAUCAUGCAGGACCCACUGCUGACAAUAGAGAAAAAGAUGGCCAUACAGGGUUCCACGCCCGUCAAUUGAGAAUGGGCAAUUCUAAUGCAGAUGAAAAUUUGGAGAAUCAACGAGAAGAGAGUAAUCCUGAUUCAGUAAAAGAUCCAGAAAUCGAGGCAGGAAGUAAAGCUGGAAGGGAUGAGCAUUUGGAGAAUCAAGGAGAAGAGAGUAAAAGGUUUACAGCAGAAGAUCCAGAAAUCUACGCAGGAAGUAAAGGUGGAAGGGAAACGAGUUCGUUUGGUUUUAUGAUCCAAAGCUAUAGAAACACGGCAGCUGAGGCCAGCAGAAACAAUGUGGCUGCAAUAUUCAGACACCUUGUGGACGACCUACUCGACCUUUGUUUGAGAGAGCUCAGUCUUUUCCCCUUUGAGCAACGGAGGAUGAGAGGGCCCGAUUAUACCCUGGUGGAUACUCCGAAAGUGUCAGAAGGCAAUGGCACGGAAGGCAACAUUAACCAACGUAAUCAAAGAAAGCAAAGGAAGCGAGCCAAUCUCCGGCAAGGGCCGGAUCAAAGAAAGGGAAAAACAAGACCUGACAUUCUCCAGCAAGUUGAUCACAGUGAACCUAAAAUUAUUGACAAGGACUCUUCGGGAAAAGAGGGUAGGCGAUUUCACAAAAUGGAUAAAGAUGGACAACGUAUGGGACAGAAUGAAAACGCACACUCAUGCAGGGCGAAUGAAACGGAAGAUUUGCCCGAUUACACCCUGGGGGAUCCUCCGAAAGUGUCAGAAGGCAAUGGCACAGAAGGCAACAAUAACCAACGUAAUCAAAGAAAGCAAAGGAAGCGAGAAGCAAGACGUGCCAAUCUCCGGCAAGGUGAUCAGACUGAAUCUGACAUUGUUGACAAGAAGUCUUCUGGAAAUGAAGGGCCCGAACAAAGGAACGGAAAAACAAGACCUGAGAUUCUUGUGCAAGUUGAUCGCAGUGAAUCUAAUAUUGUUGACAAGAAAUCUUCUGGAAAUGAGGACAUAGCAACAAUGGGAAAAUGGACAUUGUUUGUUUCCCACGUGAUUGUAUUCUUAGUAGGGCUGGCUAUUGGAUAUUGUAUGUUACGCCUAUCAAAGAAACAGCCGAAUCAGGAAACCGAAGACGUUGACCCUACGAUCAUUGUUAAAAAUACAGAAGAUACUGAAAGGCAUACUGAUCAAAGAAACGCUGACACAUUUGAAGUAAUUAGCUGGGAGACGCAAAAAGAAAAUCAACAACAGCAGAAAGACCGCAGCCAAUCUUACAAUGAUUCCAAACACAAGCUGGAUUGUGGUGAAGACAAGGCCAAAUCUCAGACAUGGACGGGACAGCAGCCUGCCAUCGAAACUGGAAGAACGUUCGCCUAUAAAACUGAUUACAUUCAUCCACAGUCAAAAUCAGAAGCAGGGAUGCAAAAGCCCGAAGAGAACAAAGGUGGAAAUGAUUCUCUCGGAGAAAGUGAUCGAAGCCAGUUGAUCCACAGUGGAUCCAAAAGCGAUGCAGAACAAAAGACGUGUCCUGCUGAAAGUAAAGCUGAACUUCCCACAGCAGUUGGCCAACAGACUGACAGCAAAUCUGAAGAUAGCAUAACAAAUAGACUGUAUGAAGAUCAACCAGUGACAUCAGCAGAAUUCGAGUUAAAAGGUUCGGAAAGCAUGCUAAGAGAAAAUGAUGCUCUCGGAGAAAGUGAACGAGGCCAGUUGAUUAACAGUGGAUCCAAAAGCGGUGCAGAGCAAAAGAUGGGUCCUGCUGAAAGUCAAGCUGAACUCCCCACAGCAGUUGCCAAACAGCCUGUCAGCAAACCUGACGAUAGCAUAACAAAUAAACUGUAUGAAGAUCAACCAGUGACUUCUCCAGAAUUCGAGUUAAAAGGUUCGGAAAGUAUGCCAAGAGAAAAUGAGUUUAAAGGAAACGCUGCCUUGCCUCAAGAAAUUAUCCAGGAAACACCAAAAGAAAAUAAACAACACCAGGAAGACCGCCGUCAAUCUGUUAAUAAUUCCGAGUUUAAACUGGAUGCUGAUCAGGUCCAGCCGACUUCUCAGCCACGGGCUGGGCAACAACCUGCUAUCGAAAGUAAAAAAUACAUCGUCAAGAAAGCUGAUGAAGUUCAAACACUGUCAACACCAGGAGCGGAGAUGCAAAGCCACGAGGAGAACGUAGUCGGAAAUGAACUUUCGUCAGCAACUGGACAUACGUUUGUUACCGAAUUUAGGAGAGCUAUCGCCAAUAAAGCGGAGGUCAAUGAACCAGCGGCAUUACCACUGUCAGGAAAAAUAGGUGUCGAAGCGAAUCGAAGUGACAAAGUUGUAGAGCAGCUGCACAUGCGUCAUCUCCAAGAUCAAAGUAAGCAUUGGAAAGGCACAGAGAUUGAAGGAAGCCUAUUGACUGAGAAACGUAACAUUGAUGAAUUCUACACUGACUUAUGCGUUAUUGCCACGUCACCAAAACGGUUAUUUAUUGAACACGAUGAGAUGCAGGAAGAGAGCAACAAGCAAGACUUUCAAGUUGAUUUUCAUCAAUUGUUCAAAAGCGGCAAAUCUUUGACAAACAAUGCGGCCAUCACUGUGGUAUGCGGGGCUGCUGGGUCUGGCAAAAGCACCAUGAUACAGAAAAUAAUCCACGACUGGUCCACGGGGACAAUUUAUAAAGAGUUUAAGUUUGUCUUGCAUUUCACGCUUCGGCAAUUAAAUGCAAUCAAAUGUAAAACGAAUUUAAAUACGCUGAUCCUUGAUGCUUAUCCUCACUUCAAAGGUAGUCUCGAUCAUCUGUGGAAAGAAACGAAUAAUAUAUUGUUCAUACUUGAAGAUUUCGAUCAAUUUGAGGGAAUAAUUUAUUAUCAGGACGAGAUGAAGAAAGAGAACAAACAGCAAGAGUACUUGGAACCGCAAUCUCUUUGCUUAGUGUCCGACAUUGUGAAAUCCCUCUUGCAGGGAGACAUGCUCAGGGGAUGCUCAGUGCUGAUCACAACCCGGCCAUGGAACCUCGACACUCUGCGCGAGGCAUCGAUAGAUUCAACAUUCCAAAUCAUCGGGUUCACCGCUGAUCAAGUGAAACAAUACUUUCUUAGAAAUGGGCUACAAGCGAAUGUUAUCAAACUCAUUGAGCAGAGUGACAUAUUGUGCAGCAUGUGCCGUAACCCUUUAUUCUGUUCGGCCCUCUGCGCUUCAGUGAAUUCACAACAAGGACAAGGAGAGGGAACAACGUAUGUGAUAUACAACUCUCGGGUGUUCUCCGCCUACUAUGCAAUCCUACUGGACAGGUGCGGUUAUAAUGUGAAAUCCUCCCGAAAUAGCUUCCAUAAACUUGGCGAGUUAGCCUACACAGGAAUUUGUAAUAAAAAAGAAUCGUUUGAAUCGGAAAAAUUAAGUGAUCUGAAUUUAUAUCUUCCCAAUUUUGCCUCUACGGUUAUGAUUCAAGUUCAGGACAACGAUAUGACUGCUUCUGUUUAUAAAUUCACGCACGCCUUUGUUCGGGACUUUGUUGCCGCUGUUAGUAAACGACUAUAUUCAAAGGGAAUUGAAUUGCAAAGAAUAUUGGACCAGUCCUUCACGUCCACCGACGACAGAUGGAAUAUAUUUUCACGUUUUCUUUUCGGCCUUUGCUCAGGGCAAUCGACUGAUCGUCUAGAGGGGCUACUGGGCAAAUGUAAUGAUGAUGUAUCCCUGUGCAUCUCCGAUUGGCUCUCAGAAACAAUCAAAAGGCGCAUCGAAAAUUUGGAGGGAAAGUAUAACCAGAAGAAGUUCUUAAACAUUCUACACUGUUUAUCUGAAUUUGGAGACGUGCAACUAACGAAAAAUACAUUGACAGUUAAACCGGCAAUAAAAUUUAAUCAAUGCGUUCUCAGACCUUCCGACUGCACCGUGAUAUGCACUACGUUAACCUGCCCUGAAGCAAUUACAGAAAUGGAUCUCAGUUCAUGCCGUUUACAACUGGAAGGAAUCCAACAAUUGGAAACAGUUCUCCACAAAUGUGAAAUUCUAAGACUCAGCGGAAAUGACCUACAGGAUGCUGGGGUGAAGUGUGUCUCUGAAGCUUUGAAGAAAGAUGAUUGCAAAGUUAAACAACUAGAACUGAAAUCCAACAAACUUACAGAUGACUGUCUGGAAGAUCUAUUCUGCGCUCUCGCUGGAAAUCGUUCACUAAUGGUGCUGGACCUGAGCAAUUCUACACAUGAUGAACAUCAAGCCAACCGAUUCACCGCAGGCAAUUUGCAGAAUAUGGAACAGAGCUGCAAUUCUAAUAGGGAUAUCAGACUGAUAUGCUAUCAAGAUUUUGAGCAGAACCCUUCAAAGGAUGACAUCGCCUUGAAUGUUUUAACUAUAAUAACAGAUUGAUGAAUAGACAAUUAUUCUGGAAAACAGGCAGGUAAAUGGACAAGAAACAGAACUGCACUGAGCUGAAACACAAGAGACUCUGCAGAUGGAAAGAUUUUAGAUCAACAAAUACAAAUAGAUGAUGGAUCUCAGAAUCAUGCGGCAUCUCUGGAGAGGAAUAAAGUGUAGACUUUUUUUUUCGGGCAGAGAACCUGCUCCGCGAUUAAAUAUACUAUUAACUUUUUUAUCUGUUUUAUCAUAGCGCCUUUUAACCGAAUUUAAAAUUUUCUUAGGAAUUUAAAACUUAAUUUAAGAUGGCGCUGUUGUUUCUCUUUAAGAGAUUAUAUUAGUUUGGCUCUAUUUCUGUUUAAUACAUGAUGGAAUGUAAACAGUCUCCUUUGUCGAGACGUUACUGUUUUUCUUGAUUGAUCAUUUUUUUUUGUGUACUGGCGGGUGAGAGGGAGAUACGAGACCGACAGAGCGGCUGAUGGCUUCGCAACGAUCUUACUUCACAUGAUUUUUUCGCUUUUUUGGGAGGGUUGGUGGGUUUAGAGUUCGUAGUUAUUUUUCCCCCAUUGGAUGGUUCCGGAGCAUUCGUGUUUUCUAUAUGGCUGUAUUCUUCAUCAUCGCCAUCUUUGAUAAUUCCGUAUUGGUAUGUAUUCUGCGCGUGGAUAAAGUAAAUUGGAAUACAAAUUAGUGUAUGGCAGUUAAAAGGAUUAAUGUAAUAAGCUGGAAUAUACGUGGCUGGAAUCAUCCUACUAAACGAAAAAAGAUUUUUAAAACUA
This is a messenger RNA of Hypanus sabinus (Atlantic stingray), 5589 nucleotides long. RefSeq lists its product as uncharacterized. Lineage: Eukaryota; Metazoa; Chordata; Chondrichthyes; Myliobatiformes; Dasyatidae. The transcript is spliced from 20 exons. The coding region runs from base 356 to 4825 and encodes 1489 amino acids. Gene Ontology annotation, cellular component: cytoplasm. Gene Ontology annotation, biological process: positive regulation of inflammatory response. The record is from RefSeq and is a predicted model, not a curated record.